AUGGCUUCGACCGACGACGCUCUAGAGACAUAUACGCACCUUCCACUCCACAUCGACCCCCAGACGAAACAGAUCUCCAUCCUCUCCUCAGACAGGGCGUUGCAAGACGCCAUCUCCAAUAUCAAUAAGUUACACACGUCUUUUAAGUCGCUCGAGACCCCGAACAAUAUCCCACCCCCUCCUCUCCCGGUGAAUCCCAAACGGUCAGGUCAGGUCCACAAACUGCGAGAGUCGGCUGUGGCAUCCUCACGGAAAGGUCAACAUGCAGAUGCGAUCCGCCUCCUCGGAGUUGGGAUAGAUAUGGCCGCGGCGCGACCAGGCUGGGAGCCCAUGGGACUGGCUAGAGAAGAGCUUGCUUUGAUGUAUCUCUCUCGAGCUGCUGCUAAUGCCGACCUCCAGAACUGGGUCGAAGGUCUGAAAGAUGCCGAGUGCAGCAUUGAGUGCAAACGAGGCCCUGGCACCGGUCCCAAUGGAGAAAAGGUCGCCGGUAACGCGAAAUCAUACAUUGUUGGAGGAAGAUGUCUGAUGGAGAUGGGACGUUGGCAGGAUGCCGUUGAAUGGCUUGAGAGGGCGAUCGAAAUCGAGGGGAAAGAAGGCGAAGAUUGUCGUGAACUCAUGCGACGGCUGACGGAAGCAAAGAAGCACACAGGAAACAAGGAUUGA
Molecule: messenger RNA, 663 nt
Organism: Cladophialophora psammophila CBS 110553
Lineage: Eukaryota; Fungi; Ascomycota; Eurotiomycetes; Chaetothyriales; Herpotrichiellaceae
Exons: 1
Coding region: 1-663 (220 amino acids)
Molecular function (GO): protein binding
Source: RefSeq, a predicted model, not a curated record